GUGCGGAGGCGAGCAGUACUGAGGGCUGCGCGGACCGCGCGACCGCAUUCAGUCGCAGAGCGCAUCUCGAGUGGACAAGAGACCAGCGCAGACCCCAAGCCAUCGGACCGAACCUCACCUUGCUGGAGAUGGACACCGGCAUGCUGACCACGAUGGCCGCGUGGGCGGCGGUCGCCUUGCUGGUGGCCUGCUUGGGGCUGUACGCCUUCCUGCGCCGCAGCCUCACCUACUGGCGGCGCCGCAAGGUGGCCUUCGCGCCGCCGUCCGUGCCCUUCGGCAACUACGCCGACACCAUCCUGGGCAAGAAGAGCCUCGCCAUGGUGGUGCACGACAUCUACGAGACGCACCGUGACCAGCGCUACGUUGGCACGUACUUCAUGGCCAUGCCCAUGCUGCAGCUGCACGACGUGGACAUCAUCCGGCAGGUGUUCAUCAAGGAGUUCCAGGACUUCAACGGGCGCGGCAUGCACUACGACCCGUCCUACGACCCCCUGUCCGGGCACCUCUUCCAGCUGUCGGGGCCGAUCUGGAAGAACAUGCGCGUCAAGCUGAGCCCCACCUUCACCACGGGCAAGAUCAAGUACAUGUUCAGCACCAUCGGCGACUGCAACGACAACCUGUGCGAGCACAUCGACGCCAACCUGGCCGAGGGCCGCGGCGUCUACACGGAGGACAUCCGCGACCUGGUGGCGCGCCUCUUCACGGACGUCAUCUCGUCCGUGGCGUUCGGCAUCGAGAGCAACUCCUUGAAGAACCCGGACUCGGAGUUCCGGCGCAUGGGCGCGCGCAUCUUCGAGCCCUGCCUCGACGUCAACCUCCGCCACCUGCUCAUCUUCUUCGGCGGCGGCAUCAUGAAGACCUUCAGCAUCCGCAGCGUGCCGGCCCACAUCCACGACUUCUUCACGCGCAUCGUGGACGAGAUGGUGGAUCACCGCGAGAAGAACAACGUGGAGCGCGCCGACAUGCUGAACCUCCUCAUCAAGCUCAAGAACGAUGGCUUCGUGCCGGUCGACGGUCCUGGCGAGGAGAGGAGUGACUCUCAAGAUUCGAGCUCCAAGCAGGUGCAAAAGCUGGAGAAGCACCAAAUCGCCGCCCAAGUAUUCGUCUUUUUCCUGGCGGGCUUCGAGACCACCUCGACGACGACGUCGUUCACCCUGUACGAGCUGGCCAAGAACCCCGAAAUCCAGACUAAGCUGCAGCAGGAGGUCGACGCCGUGUUACAGAAGUGCAACGGCAAGCUCACCUAUGAGGCCACCCAGGACAUGCACUACAUGGACAUGGUGAUCCAAGAGACGCUGCGCCACUACCCACCCGUGCCGUUCCUCACGCGCCAGGCCAUGGUGAAGCGGCAGCUGCCGCUCACGGACGUGGUCCUGGACAAGGGCAUGCGCCUCAUGAUCCCCGUCUGGUCCAUCCACAUGGACCCCGAGUACUGGGAGGACCCCACGCGCUACGACCCGACGCGCUUCUCGGAGGAGGCCAAGAGCGCGCGCCACCCCGGCGUGUACAUGCCGUUUGGCGACGGCCCCCGCAUCUGCCUCGGCAUGCGCCUGGGCCUGCUGCAGGUGAAGAUGGCCGUGGCGUCCGUGCUGUCCAGGGCCACGGUGACGCUGGCCCCAGGGAUGCCUCGGCAGCCGCGGUUCUCGCCCCGCUGCGUCCUCCCCAGCCCCAUCGACGGCAUCACGCUCACUCUCACCGCGCGGUCAUAAACGAACUCGCUCUGUAUAGCUCAGCAUACAUUGCCUCUCCUAACUCGGCCCAGGGUGGGCUGCAUUUGUAUAUAUUUUCUUAAGAUAGUGAUUAAGAUACCCUAGUUAAGUAGUACAGGUGGGAAGACACUCCGAGCCGUUGAAAAACCCGGCAGGAUGACUCGCUCGGCGCGGCAAUUCGGUGCUUUCGGUAUUAUCGCGGCCGUGGUUGGCGUGCUGACCGCGCUGAACCGCCAGCCUCGUUCCCGCCAAUCAUCUGCUGUACUACAUUGUAGUAUGUUUUCCGGCCGACAGCCUUCCGUGGCCGUCCCUCAAGGUCGCCGGUGAAAAAACAAACCGAACGGCCCAACGCUGAGACGCUGGUAUUAAUUACAGUGGCGGGCCGUGACUAGGUAAUGCUAGGCGCCGGGCGUCUCUCUGGUCCGGGCCGCCGCCGCCGCUGCCGGGACCGGCGGGAGCGCCAUCGUGCUCUGUUGACCCACCGGAUUCCGGUGUUGACCCGAAACACGCGGUCACGCGGUCACCGGUCAGCCACCGCGUGCGCCGCCGAUCUGCGCCUCAGUUUCAGAGUGUUGUGAAAAGAGCAAUAAAAAUCCUCCUAUUA
Molecule: messenger RNA, 2313 nt
Organism: Thrips palmi
Lineage: Eukaryota; Metazoa; Arthropoda; Insecta; Thysanoptera; Thripidae
Product: cytochrome P450 6a2-like
Exons: 4
Coding region: 129-1709 (526 amino acids)
Molecular function (GO): iron ion binding; heme binding; monooxygenase activity
Source: RefSeq, a predicted model, not a curated record